Notothenia coriiceps (black rockcod) is the source of this 2055-nucleotide messenger RNA. RefSeq names its product partitioning defective 3 homolog B-like. Gene Ontology annotation, molecular function: phosphatidylinositol binding. The annotation marks the transcript as partial. The record is from RefSeq and is a predicted model, not a curated record. The transcript has 7 exons. Gene Ontology annotation, cellular component: apical plasma membrane; adherens junction; apical junction complex. Gene Ontology annotation, biological process: cell adhesion; intracellular protein localization; microtubule cytoskeleton organization. Lineage: Eukaryota; Metazoa; Chordata; Actinopteri; Perciformes; Nototheniidae.
AGCCUUCAGCUGGAGCAGCGCUGGGUCCCACCCUCGGCCUCUGGAAGUCCAGCUCCCUGGAGAGCCUUCAGACGGCGGUGAAGGAGCAGAGCCGCAGCCACGCCCAGCAGCCCUUCCACCGCCCGCCGCCCCACAUGGUCCGGGGCCGGGGCGCCAACCAGAGCUUUCGCUUCGCCAUCGACAAGUCCUACGACGGACCCUCUGAGGAUGACGAUGACGGCUCAGAGCAGAGCUCCGGUCAAGAAACUCCCGUCAGCGGCUCCACUCGCCUGGACGUAGACGACGGAAAGAAGAAGAAGAAAACUAAAGGGAAGAAGAAGGAGAAAAAGAGCAAACCGAAGAAGGAGUCUGUGGAUGAUCCGGAGAAGAAGACCAAAAGGAAAGGAUUUGGCCUCCUAAGGUUUGGUAAGAAGAAGGAAGACAAGAGCAAAGAUGCUGGCAAAUCCUCCAAAAACAAACUGGAGGCCCUGAGUGAAGAGGAGCUGGACAGGAUCCCGGACCAAAGAGACGGCUAUGAGCCGCGUUACGCCACUAUCGAGUCUGGCCACGCCACCCCCGACUCGGCCUCCUUCCCCGACGUGGAAGACGACGACAGCGACCCAAACUACGCCCGCAUCAGCAACUUCCGCCCGCCGCCAUCGCCCCAGGCGUUUGUGAGUCGCACGCCCUCCCCGGCCCCGCCCACCGGGGGGUCCAACCCGCUGAGGGCCCCGGAGGAGGAGCUGGACGGCCUCUACGCCAAGGUCAACAAGUCCAGACCCCCGCCCACACAGGCAGACAGUGAUCCACGUCUCCAGGGGCAACGCAGGGAGUACCAGCAGAACCGAGCCGCUCCGGGAUACGAUGAGCUGGAAGCCGCUCGACGCAGAGCGCUGGAGAACGACCCGAGUCGGAUGGUACCCAGAGGAGCCGAGUCUCGGACAGCGCCCCGCUACGAAGAGGUGGACCGGCAGUACCCCACACAACCCAGGAGAGAUCCAUAUGACUACCCCACCCACUCCAGACCCGUGCCCAGAGACCCCGUCCCCCACCAGGGCCGUGUGCAGGCGCCCAACAACCAGCGCUACUACCCCUCGUCCCCCCGAGCAGAUCAGCAGCACCGCGCCGCAGUGAGGCAGGACGUCCUGCCGCCGCCCCCCGCGGGCCAGAGAGGGGACCACUACUAUGAGGCCGCGGGGGGGCGAGUGGACGGCUACCGGCAGGCCAACCCGGGACGAUACUCCAGCCCAGAGAGGCACCCCGACACCGGGGAGCGCUACGGGGACGACAGGCAGCCCGACCAGAAGCGGAAGAACCCUCUGAUAGGUGCAGUGUAGAAGGUACAUAGAUAUAACAGAUUCACCUGUUCCCAGAUCUGUGAUAUCAGCUGUCUCUGUCAGGGCAGAUACGUGAGAAACAUUAGUUUAUCUGAUAAAAGAACAAGAAGAGACAAGCUCUGAGGCUAACACCAGGCUUACUUUCAGAAGCAUCUGGUCAUAACUCUGGCCAGCUUUAACAAGUGUGUACAUAUAUAUAAUCAUGUUGGCAACCACUUUGUGAAUGUGCCAAUGUGUAUUUUGAUAGAUUUUAUUAUUAAAUUAAAUGAAGGGCAAUUCAAUUAACAGCGUAGAUGUAUAGAGUUAGUGUAUGUUGUGUAGAAUCAACUCUUUUCCAGCGUUUUGCACAAGCUGCAGAGGAAAUGAAGGGAUCACCUUGACCAGCCGCACCAGGAGACACAGGAAGUCGACAAAACAGGAAACAGGAAGUAACUCCCCUUCAAAGUGUCCUCUUGUCCUUCAUGUUGGUCUCUUUGACUUCCUUUACAUCCUGCCGUCACACUUUGAUUUUUUUCCUUUGAUUAUUCGGAUAUAUACGUAGCUUAUACAUUUUCUGUACAUUUGUUAAAUGCUUUGUAUAUGAGUCUGUGAUAUUUUUAUGGUGUUUCUAUUAUAAUGAAAUGUAUAAAUCUUGAUCCACACACGCUACAGAUAAUAUAUGGUGCAGCUAAUGAAACAUGUUAUCUUUAACUACUAGAACAUAUUAAAAGUGUCAAAGGUGUUUGGAUUUAAACAUGAU